Solenopsis invicta (red fire ant) is the source of this 4612-nucleotide messenger RNA. Its product is annotated as dual specificity mitogen-activated protein kinase kinase hemipterous. Gene Ontology annotation, molecular function: protein kinase activity; ATP binding. The transcript has 8 exons. Gene Ontology annotation, biological process: protein phosphorylation. The record is from RefSeq and is a predicted model, not a curated record. Lineage: Eukaryota; Metazoa; Arthropoda; Insecta; Hymenoptera; Formicidae. The coding region runs from base 281 to 2773 and encodes 830 amino acids.
GCGGCGCUGAGUAUCGUCCCCCUUUUUCCGGGAGGGGGAGUUUGUACCCCCCGCUGCCAAAUGCUGCCAAAAAGGGGCAGCCAGUGGUAAGGAGAGUGAUGCGAAAAUUGUCAAAUAUCGGGCGCAUGACGGCGGUGUGGCGAGCCCGGUGAGCCUUGGCGUUGGUGGUGUGUGUGGCGUACGUAAAGAAAAAAAAAUUUUUUUAAACUAAAAAGCAAAGAAACCAAAACAAACACGUAGCCGCGUUAGCAGCGCCGAGGAGUCACGGCGUGCGGGCGCGAUGUCGAGCACCCUGGAGAAGAAGAUCAUGAACCUGGAGGAGCGGCUGCGAGCGGAGAACGAAUCACGGGACCGAGACAGGCAGAUCGGCGGCGAAAUUGGCGGCCCAGGCAUGGGCUUGCACUCUUCGUCGUCGUCGUCGUCAUCGUCGGCGGCGACAGGCCCCGCGUCCAGUCCUGCGCUCCGCAGACCCAGGCAACUUGGGGAGAUGGGUACCCCAACACGACCCAGAAAACAGCUAGAUCUGCCAGUGUCGCAGAUGACACCACCAAAGAUGCAUGACAGCGAGGUUGAUUUAAAGCUACAGGAAAUUAUGAAGAUGAAUGGCAUCCUAAGUAUCAAUGGCCAAAGGUAUCAGACGGAGAUGAAAGAUCUAGAACAUUUGGGCGAACUUGGUAAUGGCACCUGUGGACACGUUGUCAAAAUGAGGCAUAAACCGAGCGGCGUAGUAAUUGCUGUGAAGCAAAUGCGACGCUCUGGGAAUGCAGAGGAAAACAAAAGGAUAAUCAUGGAUCUCGAUGUCGUGCUUAAAUCACACGACUGUCCAUACAUUGUACAGUGCCUGGGCUGUUUCAUUACUGAAUCCGAUGUUUGGAUUUGCAUGGAACUGAUGGCGACGUGCCUAGACAAACUAUUAAAGCGUAGCAGGCAGGCGAUACCAGAAGAUUUUUUAGGAAAAGUUACAGUAGCAACUGUAAAGGCGUUGUCGUACCUGAAAGAGAAACACGGUGUAAUUCAUAGAGACGUGAAACCUAGUAAUAUAUUACUGGACGAAACGGGAGGAGUAAAACUUUGCGAUUUUGGGAUCUCUGGUAGACUGGUUGACAGUAAAGCGAAGACGAGAAGCGCGGGAUGCGCGGCGUACAUGGCUCCUGAAAGGAUAGAUCCACCAGAUCCUACUAAGCCAGAUUAUGAUAUAAGGGCGGAUGUGUGGAGUUUGGGCAUUACUCUGGUGGAACUAGCUACGGGAGUAUUUCCUUAUCGAGACUGCAAGACUGAUUUUGAGGUACUGAGCAGAGUAGUACAAGAUGAUCCUCCGUCUCUUCCGGUGGAUGCUCCCUUCUCCAAGGAGUUCAGGAGUUUCGUCAGCUGCUGCCUCACAAAGAACUACAAGCAUCGGCCAAAGUAUCACAAGCUCAUGGAACAUGCCUUCAUUCGCAAGUAUGACGUUCUUCAGGACGGCGAGACAAAUUUCGCCCUAACAAACUCCGGCUGUCAAUGGUUCGGCAAAGUCAUGCGGCAGCUAGAACCAAGUUCCAGAUUACCAGGAGGUCAACAGCAGCGAGUUUCGGGCCAUGUGUCCCUGAAGCAGACAGUCCAUCUUCGAGCGCAACCUGAGAUGCCAGCUUUCCUGAGGAGCAACAUCAAUAGCGGUAUCAGAGAGCCGCCGAAUUGCGGAUUUCUACCGUUUCAUCAGCGCUCCAAUAGCGAAAACAACGCAAACUACUUCCCCUACAGUCCAUAUGCUCUUCGUCGAAGGGAAAUCGCUCGACCAUUCUCGCCGCCGAUAUCCAAAGAGGCGGCAGAUCAGUCGGAGCCAAACUUACCGCCGCGAUCUUUCUCACCCUAUCGGCAGUACGAGCAAAGCAUUACCAGGCACGAUUACAACUCCUCGAAUCGCUGCUCGACAUCGAAUGGUCAAGGUAGACAGGAGACGACGAUGAUGUCGACGACGACGACAACGACGACGACAACGGCAAGACCGUUCUCUCCUUACAGAGCUCAGGACGCCAGUUUGGAUAGCAAUGAUCGACCAUAUUCCCCAUAUCGUAGUAGCCGUUACGAGGAACGCAACGGUGGCAAUAAGGCGGACCGAUGGCAAGGAGGCGUCUCGAGGUCACUGAGUCCCUUUGCUAGAGACUAUUCACCCUGGCGGCGAGAAAAUGUUGAUCCGCCCAAUGUUAUUCAACCAUCACCUGCCACAUACGACAACAGCGGUCGUUAUUCACCUUUUCUGCAACAACGACUCGUGCAACCACCGUUACAGCAGCCUGCGGCACUUCAGACCUACCCACAGACGCAAAACAUCUACGGUAGUCCAAUGAUCAGCCGUAAGAGGUUUCCUUCGGAGCCGCCACCGCAGGGAUCCCACGGCUCCACUAGUCCACAAUUGUUGAUCUCCCGUUUCGCGCAUCAGCUGAAACAGGAAUCGCCGCCGUCGUCGCUGGUGAUACCACCACAGCAAAUUGUUGGUUCAAAGGAGUCCGCGAAGAAGCGCUUCGCGUCUUAUGUACGCCUUAGGCUUGGCAGCGAGCGCGCUCCUUCACCGGAACCACCGCCGAGACUGAGUCGUGGCGAGUCUCCGCUUGCUCUUAGGAGGAAUUUAAUAGAACAAGCGUCCCCUUCUUUUCCGCGAAGGUACGUCUCGCCUUCUCCACCACAGCCGCCACCUAGGAGAUUGUCGGAAAGCAAUUCCGUGCCUGGUAGCCCGCAGCACUUGCGAGCUCGCCUGCGCUACACGCCCGAACCUCAGAGGAGACCUCCGCCACCAUAACCCACCGCUACAAUCAUUAAGCCUUAUUAUUAUUCCUUGUUGGUGCCAUAUGCGACUACAGAUACCCGGACAACGAUCACGCGUACCAUGUAGCAGAGAGGUGCAUCGUUAUCCGGCAACAGUUGCGCGCACGGAACGAGUCAUAGAACGUGUAGAUGCAGAUGUACACGACGUAUUCUCUCGAACAUUACAAACGAAAAGAAAAAUAUAAUAGAAGCGCGUUCUUAAUACUCGAACCGUCGCGAAUUCGGAAUACGCGAAGAUUUGUACGGGAACGUCGAUUUAGCGUGCGAAACGACUGAAAUCGCGGGCAAGUAUUUUAUCUUGAUUUGACAUUUUCACGCAUUUGAAUUCGCGGACGUUUCGAACGCGAGAAUUGCCUUAAGAGAUAUGAGGAUUUAUACUAGCUAGUGUGAAUAUUUCAGAUCUCUGAAAAGACUCCCGAGUAUUUCAGAUUUCUGAUUGAAGAAUAUUUUCUGAAUUCCUUAUUGAUGUUAGGAAGGACGUAGGGAAGAGUGAGACGUCUUUUCGAGUUUAGAACGCUUCACACGCUAAAGUCGUUGUAAACGUAAACUUCUGCACGGUCAAGUAGCUUUUAGCUAAAUCGCGCCGACUGCCUCGGUUAGGUUGAUCCUGGCGCGCGAACCAAUAUUUUCUACAAAACAAGAAAAAAAAUAGUGUAAGUCAAUCUUAAAAAAAAAAAUAAGAAAUGAUUAGAUAGUUUCAAUACAAAUUUUCGCCGAACUCUUUUGCCUCGACUGUUUUUCUAAAUGAAAGAAAUCGAUUAAGACUAGGAUUAAUGUUAUAACCGAGAUUGCGAUCGGCGCUUCGAGGCCCGCGUGCACACGUUUUACAUACACGAGGGUGUCGUUCGCAUCACGUGUGAACGGUUCUCGCGACGUUUGCAAUUUGCACGGUUUUUCUUCACCGCCGCGAGAUGCGAAUCGAUCUGCCUUCGUCAAUAAUUCUCUUCUCGACGUGUAUUUAUCGCGAUAGUACGCAACGAGAAAUAUAUACGAUGCUCAACUUUUUAUAUCGUUUGCGUAUUAAAAAAAAAAGUAAGCGACAGAGAAGUGCGGCAUUAAUCGCGUUGCAUCGCGAUGAUUUUUCUAAAUCAGUCUCGACAACAUACACUAUACAUACAUACAUAUAUAUUUAUGUAUGUAUAUAUAUAUAUAUAUGGCAUCGUGCCGCACGUGAAAAAUGCGUAAACCGUUCCUAUCGCUCUUCGUUUACGCUUCUUUCGAAUCUUGAGAAUUUUGUCAAGGGAAGGAGAGAUGGAAUAAGCGCAACGAAACUCGCUCUCUUCUCUCGGACGGCCUUGCGGUACAUCCUCUGCGACUCGAGUUGCAGUCUCACAGUGACUUCUUUUCCACAUUUUACUAUUAAUAUUAAUGAUUAUUAUUAAAGCAACGAGAGCGAGUCGUGAGUUCACAAAUGCGUAAUCCAGUAUCGAUAGUCAAACUGAGAGGGAUAUUAUCAUCCACACUCGACUUUUCUUUGUGACAAGAAAAAAAAGGGGAGGGGGGGAAUAAGAAAAAGCACAAUAAUGUCGCGAUUAGCACGUCUCGUAGAGUCCUCUAUCAUGGAGAACGAAUUGUAUAUUACUCAAUCAGCAGGGCGUGCAAGGACGUCACUUAUAUCGACACACACGCACAUACAUACACAUACACACACAUACACACACACACGUACACACUCGGUUUUAGAAUGUUGUAAUUAUUAUUUUUAAUUAACAUUUAAUCCCUAACUACGUUCAAGUCUACACUCGUAAUCACCCUUUGUCGUUUAUUUGACAAAAGGAUCUGUUGCAAUGUAAAUAAACUUAUAUUUAUACGA